This is a messenger RNA of Exophiala oligosperma, 2248 nucleotides long. RefSeq lists its product as uncharacterized. NCBI's taxonomy places the organism in Eukaryota, Fungi, Ascomycota, Eurotiomycetes, Chaetothyriales, Herpotrichiellaceae. The transcript is spliced from 2 exons. The coding region runs from base 1 to 2088 and encodes 695 amino acids. The record is from RefSeq and is a predicted model, not a curated record.
AUGGUCUCUCACACACGAACCCACAGCAAAGGCUCCUUCUCUAUCUUCUCCUUUGACUCAAUCCGCUCCUUUGGUCAUGCCGGCUCACGACAAGCUUCUCGCAUCCCCUCCAGUGCCGACUUGAAUGGCCGCAUAGAGUCCAGCCUUUCCUAUCGUUGUGAUCCCAAUGAUCAACCACCAGCAUCCUCUGAGGUUGAGCAGCCCAGGAAUAAUGAUGUCGUGGCACAGUCUUCGGACAGAAAAGAGGGUUCUGCUCAGGCCCAUAGCCUAUCAGGCAAAGGAGACAACGUUCAAGAGACUUCUGCAAUGCGGAGCAGACGGCGGUUUCGACCAUUAUCGUGGCUACCGUGGUCUCAGUCUUCAGUUGCAUCACAAUAUCCCCGUAGCCAGUCUGUCCACCUUCCCAAAGCUCCUAGCACAUCCACGGUUGCUCGAAGUUUCAUCUCUGCUCCAAUACUCACCAGCACUACCAAUGUGGAUGUUGCACGUACUGAGGGUGUCGUAUGUGGCGAGAUAUCUGACAUGGGUUCUGCCAGGACUAGGUGGGAUCCAGUGCUGGGAUGGGUUGCUAAUUCGCCAGAAGAACACAAUGAGCGCGUGCCUUCUUCGGAGAAACUAGAAAGAAAGACAACGGGACCGAACGUUGCUGACGCAUCAAAGUCACCAACCAAGAUGUCUAUGUUGCAAAAACGCCGCAUCAUCAAGCUAGGCAACAUCAUAAGGAAGAGGGUUAAAGGGGUGCCAGUGAGAUUCCGAUCUAGAAGAACUGCCUCCCGCGUGGUUCAUGCACACAAUGAAGACACAGAUGAGCACCCGGCUUGUGGGAGCCCUGACAAGCAUCUUCCAGUGGGAAUACUGAACCUGUACAAAGGAAAGAUGAGAGCACUUACUGAGAAUAAACACCUCAGGCGGAAAUCGUUGAACAGCAGCAAAGAGAUGGCCCAGGCACGACAGGACCCGCCUCUUCUCAGUGAUUUCGCUGAUGGAACAAUUCUUGAUACUGAGGCGGGUGUUGAACAAAGCGACUACGAGGAAUCUGCCUUUGGCUCGUUGACCAAGUCAUUUGCGAGCGCAGUCGACAAAUUAGAUUUCCAUUCACCUCUCCAACGCAAUCUUCCUUUUUUGAGAUCAAAGUCAUCUUUCUUUUCUCAAAAGAAGGCAUGUCACGGAGACAAGGCAGGGUUCCUCGACAGACAACGACACUUCCAAGCGAUGAUGGCACCGACACCAGUCCUCGAACCUGAGUAUCCUUGCAUCCGCUCAAUGGUCGCUGCGGUGCCAGAACCCGUCAAGAGAGCUGCAAAUGACCUUGCAAAGCAGGACAAUGUCCCAACCCCCGUGCUCUUCUCGACCGAGGCGAACAAGUACGUGGAUGCAAAACCUCCAGCCGGCUAUCCUCGAGGAGUGAAUCCUUUGGGAAUGCAUCCACCAGACACAUUUGCCAGCGCACCGUCAGGUGGACGUCCAGAGAUUUCUGCUAGUGUCGACGCUGCUGCUUCACCACCUCCACGGCAGACCCCAAAUCCCUCCACACAGAUUGAUGAUGAUGACGACCUGGCCUCUCUUCAGGAUGCCCCCAUCUAUUCACCCUCGUUGGGCGAUCUCAGUCAAUACGCGCGAGAUACACCUCCAUCCCACCGACGAAGCCAUCCAGAGACCUCUCCUCCAACUUACUUUGAGCCCACUCCUACCCGGGUUGGUAUGUUGCCCGCCAGAGAACCAUCGACCGAACGGCAAGGAAGGCUACUCAAGAAGAGCAGGAGCGGACUCUUUUCUAGAUCCAAGUCAAGCAAAACAAUUACUCGAAAGGAUAAGGAGAUGGCCAACCCUUUACAUCAACGAGAUGCCAAUCAGCAGUUGGCCGUGUACCAGGGACGGACAGUGAAGAAGAGCCGAAGCCUUCAAUUCGGUGGACUCUUCAGAAAGAACAGUCAGCCAAAGUCGGGGGUGCGGGUUCCAUCUGAAGUUCCAUUUCAGCCGACCACCCCUUCACCACUUCGAAAUGUCACUCGAGUCUCCCACGGGAGUGACACAAUCAAUAACAAAGUCGACAAUGGCCCGCCACGUAUGCAGUUCACAAGACAAUAGAAAUCAUAUGCAACAUUCAAAGUCGACAUCGUGGUCAAUCAAAAGCGGUACUGGGAGAAAGCUCUAGGUGAUUAGCGUUCGAAAUGGUCAGCUGGCAGUCUAUAUUAAUCAUGUCAGAGAGCGACGUGUGAAUCCAUGAAAGGAGGUCAGAGCAGGAAGA